AAAAAAAUAGCUGUUAAGGUCGGUCACCCCAUCUCUCCCUCUCUCUCUCUCCUCUCUCUCUUUCUUUCCUUCACUAUCUUUCUCUCCUCCCUCUUUCAGUUUCUCUCUUUAAUCUCUCUUCUACUCUCUCUGACCCUUGCCCUUCUGAAACGCGUUUCUGGUGUGUUCUUGAUGACCUAACAUUAUUCUCUUUCUAUCGGACUUCUGGAGCUUUCUCUCUCCAGAAGCAGUCCCCCUUUCUCUCUCUAAAAAUCUGCACUUUCCCCUUUAAUUCCACACCUCGAGAAUUAAAGGGGUCUGAGAAUUUAUCCCCAAUUUCAAAACCCAUAACUUAAAAUUUUCUGAAAUUCCUUAAUUUUUCCUAGUUUAUAUUUGUCUAGGGUUAGGGUUUUCUUUUGGUUUUCAAAUAAUAUUUAGGGGAAAUAAUUCUAGUAAUGAAGAGAGGAGGUGGGAAACUUGAAACAUACAUGGGAGUAACACGAGCUCGAUCGGUUCAAAUUCUGGCAUUACUGGGUAUUAUGUACAUGAUCUUCAUGACUUUUGAGGUACCCUUUGUUUUCAAGAGCGUUUCGAAGGAUACUUCAGGCGUUUCGUUCCAAAACGACGCGUUUGUGAGACCUCAGCAACUUGAUAGUGAGGAAGAAUUGCAGGAGAAAGAAGCUCCGAUCCGACCGUUGAAAGAACCGUUAAGGGUAUCCUCAGUUUCUCCGAGACCUCAACGUCAAAUGAGGGAAUAUAAAACACUUUCAGGGUUGAUUUUUGAUUGGAGAGUUUUGAAUAGUAGUGAAAAAGAUGGGUUUUCAGGGUUGCAUAAAUCUGCAAUAACUGCAUUUCAGUUGGGGGAGAAGCUAUGGGAGGAUCUCAAGUCAGGGAAGGUCAAGCUCGAAGUCGAGAAGGCGGCACAGAAUCGGACCGAGUUGUCGUGCCCCAACUCCGUUUCGCUAUCCGGAGCUCAAUUUGUUCACAAGGGGAAGGUGAUGGUUUUGCCCUGUGGGUUGACAUUGGGCUCUCACAUUACUUUGGUUGGUAAACCAAGAAUAGCUCAUGUUGAAUAUGAUCCCAAAAUAUCAUUGUUGAAAGAUGGGGAUAAAAGUUUGAUGGUUUCACAGUUUAUGUUGGAAUUGAUUGGAUUGAAGACUGUUGAUGGUGAAGAUCCACCAAGGGUUUUGCAUUAUAAUCCCAGGUUGAAGGGUGAUUGGAGUGGAAAGCCUGUCAUUGAGCAGAACACUUGUUAUAGGCAGCAAUGGGGAACUUCCGUUCGUUGCGAAGGCUGGAAGUCUAGGUUUGAUGAGGAAACUGUUGAUGGGCUGAUUAAGUGUGAGAAAUGGAUUCGCGAUGAUGAUAGUAAUAAUGAAGAAUCUAGGGCGACGUGGUGGUUGAGUCGGCUGUUAAGCAGGCCGAAGAAGGUCACUGUGGAUUGGCCUUUUCCGUUUGCUGAGGAUAAGCUAUUUGUUAUGACCGUCAGUGCUGGCUUGGAAGGUUAUCACGUCAAUGUUGAUGGGAGGCAUAUCACAUCCUUUCCUUACCGAACAGGAUUUUCACUUGAAGAUGCUACGGGACUGACAUUGAAAGGAGACAUUGAUGUCCAUUCAGUAUUUGCUGCUUCCUUGCCAUCAUCACAUCCUAGUUACGAUCCUCAGAGGCACCUUGAUAUGUCUGGCAGAUGGCAAGCUCCACCACUUCCUAACAGCCCUGUGGAGCUCUUCAUUGGCAUUCUUUCAGCAGGCAACCAUUUUGCCGAGAGAAUGGCUGUAAGGAAGUCUUGGAUGCAGCAUAGGAUAAUAAAAUCUUCUAAAGUGGUGGCUCGCUUUUUUGUGGCAUUGCAUGCAAGGAAGGAGGUGAAUGUAGAGUUGAAGAAAGAGGCUGAUUUUUUUGGUGACAUUGUCAUAGUCCCUUACAUGGAUAGUUAUGAUCUGGUGGUUGUGAAAACUGUGGCUAUUUGUGAAUACGGGAUUCGCACUGUCGAUGCAAAGUACAUCAUGAAAUGUGAUGAUGAUACCUUUGUUCGGGUUGAUGCGGUCAUUAAGGAAGCAAACAAGAUUCCCGAUGGUGGUAGCUUGUAUGUGGGUAACAUCAACUACUACCACAAGCCUCUGCGAAGUGGUAAAUGGGCUGUCACAUAUGAGGAGUGGCCAGAGGAGGAUUAUCCACCUUAUGCAAAUGGACCAGGUUACAUAUUGUCAUCCGAUGUCGCACAUUUCAUCGUCUCCGAGUUUGAAAAGCACAAACUAAGGUUAUUCAAGAUGGAAGAUGUGAGUAUGGGAAUGUGGGUGGAGAAUUUCAACAGCACUCGACCAGUCGAAUAUGUUCACAGUUUAAAGUUCUGCCAGUUUGGUUGUAUAGAAGAUUAUUACACUGCUCAUUAUCAGUCCCCAAAACAGAUGAUCUGUCUGUGGAACAAGUUACAACAGCUAGGUCGCCCGGUUUGCUGUAACAUGAGAUGAUAGUUUGUGAACUUUCAGGGAAACACAGCCAGUUUCCCAUUUCGCGAAUCUGAUUAGAGAUAGCAAUUUUUGAGGCCACAGUUUCUUUUUUGUAAAUUCUGCAAAAGGUCCUUUGUAGGUUGUUCUCUAGGGGACCAAUAUAGGUGCCAAUUUCAUAUUCAUUCAUUAUUUUCCCUCUUCUUCACCCUCUUUCUCUUGCCAUUAUUGAUGUUUUCGUGACCCGCACGAGCCUCCGAAUGAUGAAGAUGCGAAAUAUGCACCCUAGUGAACAUCCUUUACAGACCAGCUGGGAGGGUAUUGUAAUCUAAUGUAGAGAAGCAGUACUUGGAACUGGAUCCUCAAUUUCCACUUACUAGCGGAUCAGGUGUAUAUUUAUUGAUUGGAUAUGGAACCAUCCUACUAAACAGAAAAUUCUCUCAGAUAAUCUAAAAUUGGAUAUCCUAUAUUUGCUUA
Beta vulgaris subsp. vulgaris (sugar beet) is the source of this 2897-nucleotide messenger RNA. Its product is annotated as hydroxyproline O-galactosyltransferase GALT6. Lineage: Eukaryota; Viridiplantae; Streptophyta; Magnoliopsida; Caryophyllales; Amaranthaceae. Gene Ontology annotation, molecular function: carbohydrate binding; galactosyltransferase activity. Bases 435 to 2444 code for a protein of 669 amino acids. The transcript has 7 exons. Gene Ontology annotation, cellular component: Golgi membrane. The record is from RefSeq and is a predicted model, not a curated record.